Molecule: messenger RNA, 522 nt
Organism: Ceutorhynchus assimilis (cabbage seed weevil)
Lineage: Eukaryota; Metazoa; Arthropoda; Insecta; Coleoptera; Curculionidae
Source: the annotation of a GenBank genome assembly
AUGGUAACACACGAGGUCAAUAAGCAAUCCUGUAGGUGUGUUUCAUCCUUGAGUUCGAACACCCUCUACCAGGUACAACAUGAAGCUAGCUGCUGGACCCUCAUAGUUACGUCACCACCACAGCAUCCUGUUAUAAGACACAUCAAACUUGACACAUGUACUCUAAAUGGCGCCACGGACGUGACCCAGGUCGCUAUGACGUCAUCACAGAACCAUGAAACGAACUUCGCACUAUGUACUCUAAAUGGCGCCACGAACGUGACCCAGGUCGCUAUGACGUCAUCACAGAACCUGAACCCUGAAUCAAACUUUGCACUAUGUACUCUAAAUGACUCCACGGACGUGACCCAGGUCGCUAUGACGUCAUCACAGAACCCGGAACGACUCAAAACUCCCGCUAUGACGUCAUGACGUUUGAGAGGUGACGUUUGACAGGUGACGUUUGACAGAUGACGUUUGACAGGUGACGGUUGACAAAAUGGCGGGAAAACAUUUCCCCCCACCCCUUUUUCUGGUACCCAU